AUCCCUUGAUCCAUUUCCACAUUUUCCAACACAAGGUCUUGUUUGUUUCAAUAAUAUUGCAUGAGAAAACAAACCCUAAAAGCAUAUCUAUAUUCUAUAUAUACCAAAGCUUGAACAGUCCAAAGAGUGGUCAAAUUAUCUUUCUAUCAUCAUGCCCACUUUACACCUCCUCCUCCUCUCCCUUCUCUGCAUUAUUUCUGUCAAUGCGGCGGCGCCGGCGCCGGCGAAAAAGAUCGGCGACGGCUACCGUCUCACCUCCAUAGAAAAACUGCCAGAUGGAGCCCUAAUUGCUCUUCUUCAAGUCAAUAACAAGACCAAUAUCUACGGUCCAGAUAUCCCCAAUUUACAACUCUAUGUCAAGUACGAAACGAACGAGAGAUUAAGGGUCCACGUCACCGAUGCAGAUAAACCCAGAUGGGAAGUUCCAUACGAUCUUCUUCCCCGUGAACCACCGGUGCCGUUGAAGAAAACAAUCGGACGGUCGAUGAAAAAAACCCAACUUUUAUCACCGUCGGAUGAGUAUUCAAGUUCGGAGUUAAUAUUCAGCUACGUACCAAACCCAUUUGGAUUCGCUGUGAAAAGGAAAUCCGACGGUCAGAUUUUGUUCAAUUCGAGUGCGGAGAAAUCAGACCCGUAUAAUAAUCUCGUGUUUAAAGAUCAAUAUCUCGAGAUAUCUACGAGAUUACCAACUGAUGCUUCUCUUUAUGGACUUGGUGAAAAUACACAACCGAAUGGUAUAAAGUUGAAUCCAAACGAUCCCUAUACACUUUACACAACGGAUGUUUCUGCCAUUAAUUUGAACACCGACUUAUAUGGGUCUCAUCCUGUGUAUAUGGAUUUAAGGAUGGUGGGAAAUGACGCUUUUGCCCAUGCUGUUUUGUUGCUAAACAGUAAUGGUAUGGAUGUUUUCUAUAGAGGGAAUUCAUUGACUUAUAAAGUUAUUGGGGGUGUUUUCGACUUUUACUUCUUUUCGGGACCUACACCUUUGAAUGUUGUUGAUCAGUACACUUCUCUUAUUGGCAGACCUGCCCCUAUGCCUUAUUGGUCCUUGGGAUUCCAUCAAUGUAGGUGGGGAUACCGUAAUUUAUCGGUGGUGGAAGAUGUGGUCGAGAGUUACAAGAAAGCGAAGAUCCCACUCGACGUUAUAUGGAACGACGACGAUCACAUGGAUGCCCACAAGGAUUUUAGUCUCAACGAGACCGCGUAUCCUCGACCAAAACUCUUGGCUUUUCUAGACAAGAUUCAUGCACGAGGGAUGAAGUAUAUUGUCAUAAUUGAUCCCGGAAUUGGUGUUAACAAAAACUAUGGUGUCUACCAAAGGGGUCUUGCUAACGAUGUUUUCAUUAAGUAUCAAGGAAAGCCUUUUCUAGCGCAAGUUUGGCCGGGGGCGGUUAAUUUCCCUGAUUUCCUCAAUCCUAAGACGGUUGAUUGGUGGGUAGAUGAAAUCAAGCGUUUUCAUGAGCUUGUACCCGUGAAUGGACUUUGGAUUGACAUGAACGAGGUUUCGAACUUUUGCGACGGUUUAUGCACGAUUCCAAAGGGAAGGCAAUGCCCUACUGGUUACGGUCCAGGUUGGAUUUGUUGUUUGGAUUGCAAGAACAUAACGAAAACACGAUGGGACGAUCCGCCUUACAAGAUAAACGCUUCGGGUUCUCAAGUGUUAAUUGGAUACAAAACUAUAGCCACUAGUGCCACACACUAUAACGGGGUACUCGAAUAUGAUGCUCAUAGUAUUUACGGGUUCUCGCAAUCCGUUGCCACUCACAAAGGUCUUCUCGCUAUCGAGGGAAAACGCCCUUUUAUACUAUCCCGAUCCACAUUUGUUGGUUCGGGUCACUAUGUUGCUCAUUGGACGGGUGAUAACAAGGGUACUUGGAAGAAUCUAAAGUACUCGAUUCCCACUAUGCUCAACUUUGGUAUCUUCGGUGUACCGAUGGUGGGAUCGGAUAUAUGCGGUUUCUAUCCAGCCCCGACGGAAGAGCUAUGCAACCGUUGGAUCGAGCUAGGCGCUUUCUAUCCAUUCUCAAGGGAUCAUGCAAACUUCUUCUCGCCAAGACAAGAGCUUUAUCAAUGGAAAUCCGUGGCCAUAUCGGCUAGAAACGCAUUAGGUAUGAGGUACAAGCUUCUCCCAUACUUGUAUACUUUGACAUACGAGGCUCACGUCACGGGCGCGCCUAUCGCUCGACCAUUGUUCUUCUCGUUCCCAAACAUAACCGAGGUUCACGGUCUAAGCACACAAUUUCUAUUGGGAAAAAGCCUCAUGGUUUCCCCUGUUCUCAACAAGGCUAAAACGGUUGUCAAGGCAUUGUUCCCUCCCGGGACAUGGUAUAGUCUAUUCGACAUGACGCAGGCUUUCAUAACGAAAGAACCACACUACCUCACACUCGACGCGCCUCUACACGUGAUCAAUGUCCAUCUUUAUCAAAACACAAUCCUCCCCAUGCAGAGGGGAGGAUUGAUUUCGAAGGAAGCAAGAAUGACACCUUUUAGCCUUGUGGUGACUUUCCCAUCCGGAGCCACCUCGGGCGAGGCUAAAGGAAGCCUAUAUCUAGACGAUGAUGAACUUCCCGAGAUGAAACUAGGAAAUGGAUACUCCACUUACAUAAACUUCUACGCAGCCGCGGAUAAUGGGAUGGUUAAGAUAUGGUCGGAUGUUCAAGAGAGUAAAUACGCGUUGGAGAAAGGGUGGAUUAUCGAGAAGGUGACGGUUUUGGGAUUGAAGGGGAUUGGAGGAUCGGUUGGGAUCGAGGUCGAGGGUGAGGAAGUUGUGGAGAUGUCGGGAUUGCAGUUAAGCGAGGAAGAUCAUAUAUUUCCGAGUAAACUUGAAGAUGGUUCGGAUAAGGUGAAGAGCAAGAUGGUGGAGAUAAAAGGUUUGGAAUUGGCAUUGGGCAAGAAGUUUACAAUGUCAUGGAAAAUGGAAUGAUAGGUAAAGAGAGUGAUGAGUGAUUAAAGAUUUGCUCAUCCUUCUUUAACAUGCUUUUGCUUUCAUUGAGGGUUUAGGAGGGUUAGGGUUUAUUACAUUUUGUUGUUGUUGAUGCUCAUGUUUCUUCCUGUUUUUCAACAUUAAUAAACACUUUCUUCCAUUCUA
This is a messenger RNA of Impatiens glandulifera, 3088 nucleotides long. RefSeq names its product alpha-xylosidase 1-like. The transcript has 3 exons. NCBI's taxonomy places the organism in Eukaryota, Viridiplantae, Streptophyta, Magnoliopsida, Ericales, Balsaminaceae. Bases 152 to 2923 code for a protein of 923 amino acids. The record is from RefSeq and is a predicted model, not a curated record. Gene Ontology annotation, biological process: carbohydrate metabolic process. Gene Ontology annotation, molecular function: hydrolase activity, hydrolyzing O-glycosyl compounds; carbohydrate binding.